Molecule: messenger RNA, 1486 nt
Organism: Medioppia subpectinata
Lineage: Eukaryota; Metazoa; Arthropoda; Arachnida; Sarcoptiformes; Oppiidae
Source: the annotation of a GenBank genome assembly
CUAAGAUUAACCAGUGAUUUAAGUUUUACGAGCUAAAAUGUUGCCAGCCUGUGUGCUAUCAUGGCCCUUUUACGGCCUAACCUCCAUCAUUGCAUUAUAUUGGUAUUUUACGCGCAAUUUUAACUACUUCAAGAAGCGAGGUAUCAUUGGACCUAGACCGGUGCCAGUUUUAGGAAAUCUAUGGGACGUAAUAUUCGUAUCCAACCCCGAGCUUGAAGUUCAGCGUUUCAAAAAAUAUGGUAAAAUUUAUGGGGUAUUCGAGGGCCAGAAGCCUAUACUGCGAAUCGGCGAACCGGCGAUUGUCAAAGAAAUUAUCGUCAAAGAGUUCAACACAUUUCAGACCCGACGCGACACGUCUAACGCCAAACACCCGAUCGUCGACCUCAUCGUCACAUUGAGGGGCGACGAGUGGCGACGCAUGCGCUCCACCGGCAGUCCCACCACUUCCGUCCAGUUGCGCACAAUGUAUCCGUUGGUCAGCCAAUCGGCCAACGAGUUUGUCAACGCAUUGGCCAAACGGGUGACGCCCGACGGGGACAACACACUGGACAUGAAGGCGUGGUUCGAGUGUUACGCUAUGGAUGUGUUGGCCGUAUGUAUAUUCGGGGCCAAGACUGGCGCCUACACCGACCCCAACGACCCAUUCGUGGUGAACGCGCGCAAGAUAUUUCGGCCACCUGGGUGGAAAAUUGUGGCCACACUAGUGGUGCCCACAUUCCUGUUGGACAUGUUCAACAUCAAGACCGAGACGGACGACACGGCCACCAAUUUUUUCUACAAAAUAACCCUAAAGUUGUUGAGAGAGAAGGAGGAGCGCUCGCGGGCCGACAAUCCGGGCCAAAAAAUGUUGUCCGAAAACGAACUCAUCUCACAAUUGUUUGCCUCAAUGAACGGCGGCUUUGAGGCGGCGUCCAGUAUAAUGGCCUUCUGCGCCCACGAGCUGGCCCUCCAUCAGGACCUACAGGAGCGGCUGUACCGCGAAGUGCUAGCGCUGCCACCCCUGGACGCCGCGGGUGAGCCCGACUACGAGCCCAUACUAAAACUACCCUAUUUGGACGCCGUGGUGGCCGAGACUAUGCGCCUGCAUUCGCCAGCCCUACGCCCCUCUCGGAUCGCCACCAAAGACUUCCGACUGACCGAUACGGACAUCACUGUCGAGAAGGGACUGAUGGUCGAGAUCUCGGCCUACGGUAUGCACCGGUCGGACGAGUUCUUUCCGCGCGCCGAACAGUUCAUUCCCGACCGGUUUUUGCCCGAAAACAGGUCACAAGUGGUGCCGUACUCUUACACCCCGUACGGCGGCGGACCCCGCGGUUGUAUUGGCCAACGCUUCUCGCAGAUGGUCAUGAAGAUGGCCAUCGCUUAUCUGGUCCGACGAUUUCAGUUCAGACUCUGCGGCAAAACACAAGUGCCGGUUCCCCUUCGCAAGUAUAUCCGAUUCACUUCGGCCGACGCCGCAUACCUGGCCCUCGACCCCCGCCCGUAG